AUGAUUCAAGUAGGAUUCCUCGUACUACUCUGCGCUGGAGCUUUCGCAAAUCCUGCAGAUGAUCAACCUUGUGCAAAUCCUCCAUAUGCUAAGCCUUAUGCAAAUCCUCCAAAUCUUAAACCUUGUGCAGGUGUCACACCAAUGAAGAAAUUUAAUCUAACGAAGAAUAACGGAAAGUGGUAUGUUGUGGAGAAAUAUGCAGUUGCUUAUAAUUGGAACCAAAAAUGCUUGAGUAAAUACUUCGAGGAUCGCAAGGGUGAUAACAAAACAAGUGUACCAAAAAUACGUGAUGGAUUUGCAAAAUUCGUUGAAAGUGAAGCAGGAUUUACUGAACACUAUAAAGGUGUAGAACAUGAAGAACAAUGGAUUUUAGAUACCGACUAUAAAACCUAUGCCGUCCAUUUCGCUUGCGGUGAUCUAUCACCUAAUGGAGUAAAUAAUGUUUGGAUUAUGGCAAAAACUAUACAGUCAGACGCAGAGGUUCUCAAGAAGGCUUACAAAGUUCUUAAAUAUAACAAUCUGAGCGUAGAGAUACUGGAGGAAGAAGAUUGGCUGCUUUGUGCAUAA
Molecule: messenger RNA, 567 nt
Organism: Belonocnema kinseyi
Lineage: Eukaryota; Metazoa; Arthropoda; Insecta; Hymenoptera; Cynipidae
Product: apolipoprotein D-like
Exons: 5
Coding region: 1-567 (188 amino acids)
Source: RefSeq, a predicted model, not a curated record